Molecule: messenger RNA, 2213 nt
Organism: Tachyglossus aculeatus (Australian echidna)
Lineage: Eukaryota; Metazoa; Chordata; Mammalia; Monotremata; Tachyglossidae
Product: collagen alpha-1(I) chain-like
Exons: 2
Coding region: 453-1826 (457 amino acids)
Source: RefSeq, a predicted model, not a curated record
UCCCCCUCGGUGACCUCCCUCGGGGAGGGAUUCAAGAUGGAGGCCAUCCGGCCUCCCCUCCUCGGUGGCCUCCCUCAGGGCUGGGUCCAAUAUGGCGGCUGUUUGGCCCCUGGGCCCGGCCUCUCCCUCAGGGUUGGGUUCAAGAUGGCGGCCACCUGGCCCCCAGCCUUUCCCUCAGGGCCGGGUCCAAGAUGGCGGCUGUUUGGCCCCCCGGGCCUGGCCUCUCCCUCAGGGCUGGGUUCAAGAUGGCGGCCACCUGGGCCCAGCCUCCCCUCCUGGGUGGCCCCCCUCAGGGCUGGGUCCAAGAUGGCGGCUGUUUGGCCCCUGGGCCCGGCCUCUCCCUCAGGGUUGGGUCCAAGAUGGCGGCCGCCUGGCCCCCAGCCUUCCCUCAGGGCUGAGUCCAAGAUGGCGGCCUCCUGGCCCACAGCCUCUCCCUCAGGGCCGGGUCCAAGAUGGUGGCCGUCCAGGCCCAGCCUUUCCCUCAGGGCCGGGUCCAAGAUGGCGGCCGCCUGGCCCCCAGCCUUUCCCUCACGGCCGGGUCCAAGAUGGCGGCCUCUUGGCCCCCAGCCUCUCCCUUAGGGCCGGGUCCAAGAUGGCGGCCGUCCAGGCCCAGCCUUUCCCUCAGGGCCGGGUCCAAGAUGGCGGCCUCCUGGCCCCCAGCCUCUCUCUCAGGGCCGGGGCCAAGAUGGCGGCCGUCCAGGCCCAGCCUUUCCCUCAGGGCCGGGUCCAAGAUGGCGGCCAUCCAGGCCCAGCCUUUCCCUCAGGGCCGGGUCCAAGAUGGCGGCCGCCUGGCCCCCAGCCUCUCCCUCAGGGCCGGGUCCAAGAUGGCGGCCUCCUGGCCUCCAGCCUCUCCCUCAGGGCUGGGUCCAAGAUGGUGGCCGUCCAGGCCUAGUCUUUCCCUCAGGGCCGAGUCCAAGAUGGCGGCCUCUUGGCCCCCAGCCUUUCCCUCAGGGCUGGGUCCAAGAUGGUGGCCGUCCAGGCCUAGUCUUUCCCUCAGGGCCGGGUCCAAGAUGGCGGCCUUCCAGGCCCAGCCUUUGCCUCAGGGCCGGGUCCAAGGUGGCGGCCGCCUGCCCCCCAGCCUUUCCCUCAGGGCUGAGUCCAAGAUGGCGGCCUCCUGGCCCCCAGCCUCUCCCUCAGGGCCGGGUCCAAGAUGGCGGCCUCCUGGCCCCCAGCCUCUCCCUCAGGGCCAGGUCCAAGAUGGCGGCCGUCCAGGCCCAGCCUUUCCCUCAGGGCCGAGUCCAAGAUGGCGGCCUCUUGGUCCCCAGCCUCUCCCUCAGGGCUGGGUCCAAGAUGGCGGCCUCCUGGCCCCCAGCCUCUCCCUCAGGGCCGGGUCCAAGAUGGCGGCCGUCCAGGCCCAGCCUUUCCCUCAGGGCCUAGUCCAAGAUGGCGGCCUCCUGGUCCCCAGCCUCUCCCUCAGGGCCGGGUCCAAGAUGGCGGCCUCCUGGCCCCCAGCCUUUCCCUCAGGGCAGGGUCCGAGAUGGCGGCCUCUUGGCCCCCAGCCUUUCCCUCAGGGCCGGGUCCAAGAUGGCGGCCAUCCAGGCCCAGCCUUUCCCUCAGGGCCGAGUCCAAGAUGGCGGCCUCCUGGCCCCCAGCCUCUCCCUCAGGGCCGGGUCCAAGAUGGCGGCCUCUUGGUCCCCAGCCUCUCCCUCAGGGCUGGGUCCAAGAUGGCGGCCUCCUGGCCCCCAGCCUUUCCCUCAGGGCCGGGUCCAAGAUGGCGGCCGCCUGGCCCCCAGCCUUUCCCUCAGGGCCGGGUCCAAGAUGGCGGCCUUCCAGGCCCAGCCUUUGCCUCAGGGCCGGGUCCAAGAUGGCGGCCUCCUGGCCCCUAGCCACUCCCUCAGGGCCGGGUCCAAGAUGGCGGCCUCUUGGUCCCCAGCCUCUCCCUCAGGGCUGGGUCCAAGAUGGCGGCCUCCUAGCCCCCAGCCUGUCCCUCAGGGCCGGGUCCAAGAUGGCGGCCUCCUGGCCCCCAGCCUUUCCCUCAGGGCCGGGUCCAAGAUGGCGGCCUCCUGGCCCCCAGCCUCUCCCUCAGGGCCGGGUCCAAGAUGGCGGCCGUCCAGGCCCUCAGCCUCUCCUUCAGGGCCGGGUCCAAGAUGGCGGCCUCCUGGCCCCCAGCCCCUCCCUCAGGGCCGGGUCCAAGAUGGCAGCCUCCUGGCCCCCAGCCCGUAAUGAUAAUAAUAAUAAUAAUAAUAACGAUAGUAUUUGUGAAGCGUUUACUA